Messenger RNA from Lepisosteus oculatus (spotted gar), 2802 nucleotides. RefSeq names its product POU class 4 homeobox 1 (gene pou4f1). Gene Ontology annotation, biological process: regulation of transcription by RNA polymerase II. Lineage: Eukaryota; Metazoa; Chordata; Actinopteri; Semionotiformes; Lepisosteidae. Gene Ontology annotation, molecular function: DNA-binding transcription factor activity, RNA polymerase II-specific; RNA polymerase II cis-regulatory region sequence-specific DNA binding. The record is from RefSeq and is a predicted model, not a curated record.
ACUCUUUGUUGAUCCUUAUAUUCCACUAUAAUGAUCUCCGGCUCGAGAGCAGCGGCCCAUAGAUCUGCUCUUCGAAAGGCAACUGGGCUUGAAACGUCUGUUGUCUGUCAGACUCCACUGUUCUAUGUCUCGCGAGAGAACCCGAGCUUGCUUGACGAGAUCUGAGGGGCUCAGGUGUAGGAGCUGUUCUCAUCCCAGCACAAGGAAACAGCAGACAGAUAAGUGCGGGUGAGAGACUGCAGGCAGCUCUGUAUGAUCUUAAGGCUCAAAGCUGCACUGAGCACUACAAGCUAUUGUAGCUUUGCUGGACAAGUUAAGAACAUUUUAUUCUUCUCUGGUGGACUUUUUAUUUAUUUUUUAAAGAGACUGCAAAAAUGAUGUCCAUGAACAGCAAACAACCACAUUUUGCCAUGCAUCCAACCUUACCUGAACCCAAGUAUACCUCUCUGCAUUCCAGCUCUGAGGCAAUAAGGAGAGCCUGUCUGCCAACUCCACAGUUGCAGAGUAAUAUCUUCGCUAGUUUGGAUGAAACUCUCCUUGCCCGCGCGGAAGCUCUCGCAGCAGUGGAUAUCGCAGUGUCUCAGGGCAAGACUCAUCCUUUCAAACCCGACGCUACUUACCACACGAUGAACAGCGUGCCAUGCACCUCAACCUCCACCGUUCCCCUUGCCCAUCACCACCAUCACCACCAUCACCACCACCAUCAAAAUUUAGAACCCCCAGACCUCAUGGACCAUAUCACCUCGCCUUCACUGACCUUGAUGACCAGCGGGCACGACGGUACUGGAGGUGGUGGAGGAGGUGGGGGUGGAAGUUUGAUUUCUACUUCAGCCCAUCCGCACUCACACAUGCACGGUUUGAGCCAUCUUUCUCACCAGGCUGCUAUGAACAUGAAUUCACCUCUCACCCAUCACGGGCUCUUACCUGGUCACCACGGAGGCACUCAAGGUGCUUCAGGACUCACAAAUAACGGACUUCCUUCUAUCAAUGAUUCGGACACAGAUCCUAGGGAGUUAGAAGCUUUUGCAGAGCGAUUCAAGCAAAGGAGAAUCAAGCUGGGAGUGACACAGGCGGACGUUGGAGCGGCCUUGGCUAACCUAAAGAUUCCCGGUGUGGGCUCUCUCAGCCAAAGUACUAUAUGUAGAUUUGAGUCGUUAACGCUGUCACAUAAUAACAUGAUAGCUCUUAAGCCCAUUCUUCAAGCUUGGCUGGAAGAGGCGGAGGGGGCCCAGAGAGAGAAAAUGAGCAAACCUGACAUUUUUAACGGUGGAGAAAAGAAACGCAAGAGGACCUCGAUCGCUGCUCCAGAAAAAAGAUCUCUAGAAGCUUACUUUGCAGUUCAACCUCGUCCAUCGUCAGAGAAGAUAGCGGCUAUUGCAGAAAAAUUGGACCUCAAAAAGAAUGUCGUGCGAGUAUGGUUUUGUAAUCAAAGACAGAAACAAAAAAGACUGAAAUUUUCUGCAACACAUUAGCUGGUUAAAAAGACUUUAUUGAAAGACAUUAUUUGGGGACCAAGGAACAUACAAAUCAACAUCAUAUUCGGUCUUUGCUUCUUUUAUUAAUGGAAGCUUUAAAAAUGAACAUGGUGGGGUGAUGUGGUAAUCACCAAUUUUAUGAGGCUUCAUAAUUUUUCAUUGAUUUUUUCACGUUAUUGGUGAAUGUGAAGUAUGCAAAUAACAGGUAAUUAAGUUCGUCUUCUUUCUCGGUUGAAUAGAGAUAAGAGGAAAAAAAGCUGAUCUACACUAGUUAUUGCCUUUGGAAAAUCAUUGUACAAUGAGAGUUAAUUGGUGUUUAAUUACAUUUAGUUAUCAGUAAUGUCUGCUCAGUCACGUUUAUUUAAAAAGACAAAACAGCCAUUCAAAGGUUACCUCAUUAUUUAUCUUCAAAGGGUGAGUUAUUAUUUUGAAUUUUGACGACAUCUGGGAUGUGCCGUGUUUUACUGAUUUAGAAAUCUAUCGAAUGCUGGCCCCAACUUUUCCUUAUACUCCUGUAAGUUUAAUUACUAAAAAAUUACAAGGUGUCCAAAUGAUUCAAAAGUUUAAAAACAAACUCAGAAAUAUAUAAUUCAGUCUUUAUAAUCUAUAUUUAUUUUCAAAGUCUGCAUGAUUUCUUUAUCAAAAAGAGAUACGUUUAACUUCUUGAUGUGUAAUUAACGUUAAUGGUCACCACUGUUUUAUUUUUAAUUUGCACUGAAACCCACCGUUAUUUUAUAUUAUGUUAAAUAUGUUGAAUAUGUUUUGUAUAUAUAUGACACGUGAUCAGAGCUCAGAAGGUAAAUCCCAUUUUGUUUCAAAUUUGAAAUAUAUUUAAGGUAUUGGCUUUUAAUGAAAAUUUAUUUAUCCUAAAUAUAGCUCUUAGAAAAUAAAUCUCGCAUGAAUUAAAGAAGGUAUACUUGUAUACAAAGCGAUUCUGGUAAAAACUGAAAUAUUUUCUUGUAUAUUAUGGUUUGCAGUGCAAACAUUCUAUGCAUUGAAAGAAUUAAGCACUAAAUAGACUACUGGUAGACCUUUGUGGAUGGUGUAAUUCACUGUUUACUGCCUGUUUUCACAUAAAAACACAACGUUAUUUGUCGUGUUGAUUGUUAAAAAGCUGUGUAAGUAACAUUUUAUUUUGUGCACAAGUAUGUUUACAAACUGCGGCCACAUGUGCAUCAUGAAAUGUCUCACUGUUCCAUAACUGUCCACUGUAUGUUUGCUGAGCUUUCUCCUUCGUUGUGUUUUCUUAUUUUUAUUUAUAUUAAAUUAUUUCUGUAAGCCAAAUACAACAACAGGGAGAUGUGUCCCAGCACUCUUAAAAAUAAAU